Molecule: messenger RNA, 597 nt
Organism: Botrytis fragariae
Lineage: Eukaryota; Fungi; Ascomycota; Leotiomycetes; Helotiales; Sclerotiniaceae
Exons: 3
Coding region: 1-597 (198 amino acids)
Source: RefSeq, a predicted model, not a curated record
AUGAAGUUUUCAUGCAUUUCUAUCAUCACCAUUGCUGUUAGCACAGUCACUGGUGCUUAUAUUGACAAUACACCCGCCGAUAAAACGGUUGACAGUAAACUCUUCAAUGGCACUACUUAUGGACAUCAAAAUUCCAUAGCAACUAGAAAUGAUACUACAUCUACGAACAUCACAACAUUAGGCAGCUCAUCCAACGAUGAAGAUGCAGCCACCGAUAGCAUAGAAGCAGAAAAAGAAUAUGAAGAAGAAGCUGCGGAAGUCGCCGAAUAUAUUGCAUUAGAUAUCCAAAAUGACUUAGAGGACAACAACACCCUUCCACCCGGUAAACUAUGUGCUACACGUCGUAAACCUCGAUGCUGUGAAGUAGGCGGAAGAGUUUACAAAGAUGGAUGCGAGCGUCUCUCGAUGCCACUUCCAGCCAAUCGCAAUGAAUUCCGAAGCACAUGUGAGGAAGCGAAUAAAGUCGCCUAUUGCUGUAGAAACUCCGUCGACAUGGAGUCAUGUGUCGCAAAGCAAGAAAGUGAAUGGAUACUCUCAGAAGUUCGGACUGAGCAUGGGUACAGAAAAGGCGUUCAGCAUGAAAGAUGUUUGUUGUAG